CACAUCGCACAAGUUCACGAAACAAAGCUUAUACGACACCGUGAAGUUGAGUGACAGAUGAAAAUCAAGUGAGACGAGUGGAAACGAGAGGCGAAGAACAUCCAACAAUUGCUUGAACUUGAAGCCGCCGCUAAUCUAGACAUCUCUCGCGCGCAAUGUUUAUUUGACCACGUUAAUCCGGAGCGCAAACACACUUCAGGCGGAGGAACCAUUGGCUGUGCUGAUUAGCGCUCACUCAAACGGAAACGUACCUCUUUCCAUACCAACUAUGAGUCGGGUGUGCGGCCUAGAAGAUGAUGACCACCAUCAGUUCAACUUGAGUUUCCGACACGCGCGCAGUUUCUUGAAGUCGCCCAGUAAUGUACGCCAAUCGGUGCAGGAAUUUGAACCUGCCGCGGAUCGAUAUCGAGGCGGCCUCGGAUGCAGCCCAACAGCACCAGCAGCAAACCUUGGAGGAAACCAAACAGCUGCUGAACAGUGCCAGAUCGGAACAGCUGAGUCCGGUGCCGAGCAGUGGAGGGCUGGGCAAGGGAUCGAACUCUCCGGCCCGAUCGCCCGCCAGGAGAUUGAAAGGCUGCCGACCAAGCGUAUUCGUCAACCGAGCCCACAAGCGAGCGGUGUUCAAGAAUGGAUCGUGCAACAUAGCUUCCGUCACCGGUUCUAAUCGUCACCUGCGCUUCCUGGUGGACCUAUUCACCACCCUAGUCGACGCCAGGUGGCGCUACACGUUGAUGGUGUUCGCCUUGGGAUUCAUGGGCUCGUGGCUGUUUUUCGCUCUACUCUACUGGUUCAUCUGCAUGGUACAUGGUGAUUUGGACGAGGAAAACCUCCCUCACAAUCAGGAAGCAACGGGAUGGAAGCCUUGUGUCACCAAUAUCUACUCGUACACUUCGUGUUUCCUGUUCUCACUCGAAACGCAGCACACUAUCGGUUAUGGCAAUCGCGCCACCACCGAGGAAUGCCCUGAAGCUGUGUUCGUUAUGAGCCUUCAGUCCAUACAUGGUGUCAUGAUACAAGCCCUUCUGGCUGGUAUCAUAUUUGCUAAGAUGACUCGCCCUAAAAGCCGAUCACAAACACUUCUGUUCUCCAAGUGUGCCGUGAUCUCCUUGCGGGACGGCGAGAUGUGUCUGAUGUUCCGCGUUGGGGAUCUACGCAAGAGUCACAUCAUCGGAGCCAACAUCCGGGCGCAGUUGAUCCGAGAUCGUAUGAGCCGCGAAGGUGAGAACAUGCCCCAGUACCAGAAAGAACUGACACUAUCCGUGGACGGAUGUGGAUCGGAUAUGUUCUUCAUCUGGCCCCAGAUCGUGGUGCAUCGAAUCAACAGCGAUUCGCCUCUCUGGGAGCUAAGUCCAUUCGAGCUGCUGCACGAGAGAUUUGAGAUCGUGGUGGUUCUGGAGGGAACCAUCGAGUCUACCGGCCAGAGUACGCAGGCUAGAUCCAGCUAUUUGAACACGGAGAUCCUAUGGGGUCGUCGAUUCGAACCGGUUCUGUGUUUCAGCAAGGAAAAGCAAAGCUACGUGAUCAACUUUUCCAUGUUCAACGAUACCGAGCCGGUCGAAACGCCCAACUGCUCGGCCAAGGAGUUUGCCGAGGGACUCAACUACAAUAGUAACGAAAACCUCCUGGACAAACCAACGUUCGAAUUCGGCAGCCUGGUGGAAAAGUUGGAACAAUAUCACGUCGAGAAUGAGCAGAAUCAUCAACGACCGCUGAAAUCGGCAUUGAAGAGCGACAAAAAUGGAUCGCCCAUUCGGCAUCAGGGGCUGGCGAACUCCGACAGCAAAAACGAGAUUGUGGCGAUCUACGGUGGUGAAAGUACGGUGCUGUGAGGUGGGAUCUGUGUGCAAAUUCACCACACUACUGGUGAUAGGCGAAUGAUUGCACAACAUUAUUGUAGUGUAAUGCGGUGAGCAUAAGAGCAGGAGCAAGUAAUGAUAAGUGAUCACGACGAUCGAUGUCGGUCGAUCGACCGAUUAUGUGGUAAAAAUAUUAAAAUAGCUAUACAUUAUAUUAUAAUGUUAUGCCGUGUGAAAUAUAAUUCUUACGAAAUUCCAUUA
Molecule: messenger RNA, 2057 nt
Organism: Aedes aegypti (yellow fever mosquito)
Lineage: Eukaryota; Metazoa; Arthropoda; Insecta; Diptera; Culicidae
Product: G protein-activated inward rectifier potassium channel 3
Exons: 3
Coding region: 360-1829 (489 amino acids)
Biological process (GO): regulation of monoatomic ion transmembrane transport; potassium ion import across plasma membrane
Cellular component (GO): plasma membrane
Molecular function (GO): inward rectifier potassium channel activity
Source: RefSeq, a predicted model, not a curated record